Pecten maximus is the source of this 1816-nucleotide messenger RNA. Its product is annotated as reticulocyte-binding protein 2-like. The transcript has 6 exons. The coding region runs from base 182 to 1816 and encodes 544 amino acids. The record is from RefSeq and is a predicted model, not a curated record. Lineage: Eukaryota; Metazoa; Mollusca; Bivalvia; Pectinida; Pectinidae.
AUGACCAAACCGGGAAGUUAUUACUUAUACAUAUAUAGGUUGUCGUGAGUCACAUAUGGUUCAAUUAUACGACCGGACUUUUCCAGAGACACAACACACUAUGAAUACAUGCCUUUUUGUUUCUGCUCUCACUACGUAAACAACAACUAGGCAGUGUUGUCGGAACUACUGAUAAAACACCAUGGGAUCAACCGAUCCACAAAUCUGCUUUGAAGGACCUUUGGUGAAAGUGACGGCAAACAGGAAAAGUAAGAAUACUCAGAAUCUAUGGUGUACACUUGACGGUGAAUGUCUGGCUUUCUACAGGAACAAGCGUUCAUCUUGUAUGUUUACCAUAGAGAUCAAACGAGUUAAGUCUGUUACACCGUUUCUGGAUAAAAACCAAUUCGAAGUCAUCACAGAGAGGAGUUUCCUGUUUUCUGCUGAAACAGCAGAACUCUGUCAGGAAUGGAUCAGCCACAUAGAGGAGGCCAGGCAACAGGAUGGUCAGCUUGUCAUUACUAGUCAGAAACAAGAGAAUCAGCCAGUGUCACCGAGACGAGGCUCACUUCCACAACAUAAUGCAGUCAGCAAUGCUUUAAAACGCCUGUCUGGUCAAUCUGACACAUCAGAGAGUGAUUCCAGCAACGUAAAGGCAAAGGACACAAAGAUAGAGAGAAAGUCUAUCACAAAAGAUAUGAUUAAUCAAUUUUCAGGUGGAGUCACCCGAAAACAAACUGUAUCCUCUACUUCCCGCCCAUUCCGACCCAACUCAGGAGGAAAUGUUAACAAUCUCUUGUUACGGUUUUCUUCUGUUGAAAGUGGUAGUCAUUCUCCUACAUCACCGGUUUCCCCAACUUCAUGUGUAAGGCCGUUUUCACCAAAGUCUCUUGACAGGCCAACAUCAUCCAACAUUCCCGAGCAGCCAUCAAACAGUUUCCCAGUGCGCCCCUUGUCUGUGGGCCACCAGCCUACCCACCCGCCUACCCACCAACCUACCCACCAGCCUACUACCCACCAGCCUACCCACCCGCCUACCCACCAACCUACCCACCCGCCUACCCACCCGCCUACCCACCAGCCUACUACCCACCAGCCUACCCACCAGCCUACCCACCAGCCUACCCACCCGCCUACCCACCAACCUACCCACCAGCCUACCCACCAGCCUACCCACCAGCCUACCCACCAGCCUACCCACCAGCCUACCCACCAGCCUACCCACCCGCCUACCCACCAGCCUACUACCCACCAGAAAAUGACAGGAAUAACCACCACAAGUACGGGAACCAAGAUAGAUCUGUCGGAAGUGUCAAGUGAAUCCAGUGUGAUAGAAUCUAGUCGGAAUCGCCAAACUGACUCUGGCUAUACCUCCGGCAUCUGUAGCAGUCCACCGAAGGAAAAUCAACAUAAUAUUGAUUUGCACACAGAAAACAGGGCAGUUUGUGAGGAGACUGAAGAUAGUCAUGAGGAAGGCACAGAGGACCAAGUUGUGCUAAGGUCAAAAGGACUGACUAAUGGUGAUAUUGAUCACAAUGAUGUCAUACGUAGGAGGACUAACAAAGAGGAGGAUGAGGAUGACGACGAUGACGAAGAUGAAGAUGCAGAAGAAAGUGAGCAGGCAGGCCCAAACCUUGAACUCCUUGAUGACUUGAUGAGUUUGACAUUUGAAGAGAUAGAAAAUCCUCAAAGCUCACCUGUAGAUCUGAGUACACUCACCGAACUCAAGGGGUUAUUGACUGACCUGCCUCCAUCUUUGUUAAUGAGGAGAAGUGUUGAUAUAAACAAUCAAGCACCAGUAGAGGAAUUGAGACAAUUUUUACAAACGGCACAGUGA